AUGACCCACCUCUCUCUCUAUCACGAGCACUACGGGGUGCGCUACACCCCGCGCGGGCUGGCGUCGUGGCUCUUCUACGUGCUGUGUCUGCUCGCCAUCCUCGUUGUUCCCUUUGUCAUCGCUCUUUUCAUGCAGAACUUCUGGGUGAGGGUAAACUACUUCUACGACAAGCCAGAGGUGACCUUCACGGGGCGGUGCGCGGUGCGUGUCAGCACCGUACUAGGCAAGGAGUACCUCUGGACCUGCUCCGACCUGUUCCACGGCGCACUGCAGGGGACGUCGCUGCGCAUUCUGCCGUACUUCUCCACCUACGAGGACGACAGGGACGGCGAUGGAAAGAUCGAUUACGCGAACUUCUUGAUGAGCUUCCCCCUCGGCGACGCACUCGAGGUAUCCUCCCUCUAUGAGCCGACCAGCACCGCCACUGACGGCGGCGCCGACGCGCCGACCUCGCAGCGUGACGCCAUCCUCGAGGCCAGCUUCCUGCCUGAGUUCGUGUACUACAUCAAUCAUCAGCUGGUGAAGGUAAACAUGACGGCGGCGCCGCUGCUGCGCUAUCGGCGAGCCCCCAUGCAAAAAAACUUCGGCACCGUCACAACGGCCACCACCUCGACAUACAGCUGGAGCGGGGCGCCUGUGUGCGCGCUGACGAAGGCGGACAUGCUCUUCUACACGACGCAGAGUCUCAUCAACUCCCCCUACGUGUCCUACAUGCAUACAUACACGUCGAGCCCUCUGCAAGAGCUCGCGCGCCAACCGGCAGACUUGUUAGACCUACCUCUCUUUUCCGGCAACUACGCUGCUCGCAAUCAAUCCGUUGUGCUGCGCCCCUACGUUGAGGCUGCGGGUGGGCUUGAUGUGCUGCGCAGAGACGUGAGCAUCGUGCGUGGGCUUUGGGAGGAUCUAGACGACCUCAACACCUUCACCUGGUACGUGCAACUGCGCAUCCCGCCGGCGGAGGUGCAGUAUGUGCCAUCCUACGCCGAGGUGCUCAAGUGGGGCUGGAUCCAGUAUUUUGCUAUCGCCUACGUUGUCCAGUGGAUCCUGUGGAAGUUGCGCAUGGCGCUGGUGAAGAUGGGCUUGAUCAACUCACGGGCUCUCUUCAGCACCAUGCGGCGACAGUACUAA
Molecule: messenger RNA, 1128 nt
Organism: Leishmania mexicana MHOM/GT/2001/U1103
Lineage: Eukaryota; Euglenozoa; Kinetoplastea; Trypanosomatida; Trypanosomatidae
Exons: 1
Coding region: 1-1128 (375 amino acids)
Biological process (GO): regulation of protein localization; cilium assembly
Cellular component (GO): ciliary transition zone; ciliary membrane
Source: RefSeq, a predicted model, not a curated record